AUGGGCCGUCCCCACAGUGCCGAUCGCACUGAUCAUCCUGACGGAGCCUCCACGCACUCCCUACAUUCCAUCGACCCAGAGGAUGAUCUGCCUCCUCCAUACACCGACGACCCCGAGGUCCCAGUGAUCCCAGGCCCAUUGGCUGCUCAACCUCCUGGUCUCGUUCCCCUCCAAAUCGUCGAUUCUGCGUACGCCCUCCCCGAUUCCGUGAAUUGUAGCAGCGAUAAACAUGUCUACUCUACCGCCCCGUACCUGUCCCAGAACAGCGCUUCACUUUUCAGCCUCGCCCUCCGGCAGAUAAGGCUCCCACCACGCCCGCUGCUCUAUAUCAGGGGAACCCAUACAGAGACGAGGCAUCAUGACAACAAGAAAGAGAGCUCCACGGUCGAGGAUUUUAGCUUCAAGCUUGAUCUGGCGGAGACUCUCCUGACUGGAUGGCAGGAUAGUCAAAGCGCCAUCGGGGCUGGAUGGAAGCAGGUCCAUGUCAUUGAGGAUGAGGACAACCUCCCUGCCUAUCGCGGCGGAAGGCUUCGGUCACGCACCUAUAAGUUCCCAAAGUCGCGCAAUACAGCUUUGGUGGCGGACAGCGAGACUGGGACCGAGGCUGAGGCCGAGACAGGGCUUCUCAGCAACGAACCAUCCGACCCCAACUCCGCGGAUUCCGUUCUCAAUAUAACCUGUGCUGGGUACCGCGCCGACCGAAACCUCAGGCUCUGGUGCGAACGCUUCUGCGAGGAUCCUGCACCCGUCAAGUCGGGGUUCGACGAAUCUGCCAUGAGAAACCCCCUCGUGUCCCACAUCCGGUCGCUGAACUAUCACGGCCAAAUUUCUUGCAAGGCAGUGCUUGCCCAGCAGUCCGUGACGAUCUUUUCACCUCACUGGAUCAACCGCUUACGCGCGAACCGAUACAUAUGGUGGAUUGUUGUCAUCCUCCAGCUGUGGAUCAUCUCCUGGCCGAUCAUCUGGUUCCUUGAGCGGCGCUACGAGGUGGCUCACACCACCUGGAACGCCGCUCGAGACGCUGGUGCAGAGAACGGCCUUGUCCAUUGCUAUCCGCAAGGUCGGGACCCGGCGAUGCUCGCUGAGUACUGGGCACCGGCUGUCAAGCAAGCGGCAUGGUCGCGCCGACGUGGAGAAGAUAAUACUUUGACAAGGUUGGAUGCCGACCGGCUACAAGGGUUGAGCAACAAUCAAUUGCUGGGCAUGGACCGUCACGAUUCCCAGGCGGAACUUGAACGACGUGCUCGCGUCGAUAGGGGAGAAGGCGGUUUCAUGGACAGUGUUGUGGGCCUCGUUCGGGGCGUUGGGGAAGUCCACCAAGACUGGCAAAUGGCCGUUGGAUGGGGCAACAAUACCUGA
This is a messenger RNA of Penicillium chermesinum, 1359 nucleotides long. RefSeq lists its product as uncharacterized. The transcript is spliced from 2 exons. Bases 1 to 1359 code for a protein of 452 amino acids. NCBI's taxonomy places the organism in Eukaryota, Fungi, Ascomycota, Eurotiomycetes, Eurotiales, Aspergillaceae. The record is from RefSeq and is a predicted model, not a curated record.